CUGAAGCACUCGCAUUAUUUGGAAACGUUAUCGUUGUAACCAUUAACUACCGUAUAGGUAUGUUCGGGUUUUUACGAGACCCAAAAGGAUUCUUUCCAGGAAACCAGGGUCUCUGGGAUCAGCAUCUUGCUAUCAAAUGGGUUCAUGAUCAUAUCGAUAGUUUCUUUGGUUAUAAGGAUGAAAUCACAAUAUUUGGCGAAUCUGCAGGCGGAGCUUCCGUUAUAUUUCAGGCUUUAUAUCCGGGAAAUGAGGGAUUAUUUAAAAGGGUAAUCGCAGAGAGUGGAUCUGCAAUCGCACCUUGGGCCAUAAAUAAAGCGUCAAAAUUCGAAAAAUAUUUCUACGAUAAAGGAUGUGAUCCUAAUUCGAAUACAUUAGCUUUAUGUCUGCAAGCAAAAACACCUAUAUCACUACAGUCAAAUGUUACAAACUUUGGCCCAGUUAUAGACGGUGAUUUUGUAAUCGCCUCUCCCAUCGACAUUGUCAACGGCAAUUCUACCAAGACCGCUAGAGCUAGAAACUUCUUUGCUUCUUUGGAUAUCAUUGUGGGUGCAAAUGACAAAGAUGGCGCUUCACUUUUCGGUUUAUAUCAACAAGCACUUAACCACUCUGAUCUUGAUUUUAAUAUAUCGAAAGACGAAUUCAGAAAUACAGUUGUUCCAAUUUUAAUUGAUCAAGCUCUAUUAUCUGAAAGCAGUGACACAAAAGAAGCUUUGGAAAAGGUUUUGAUAUUUUUCUAUACCGACUGGAAUGACCAACAUAACAAUGCCGGUAUAUGGAAACAUGUUACAGAUAUGAGUACUGACGCUGUGUUUUUUUCACCGGCGUCUCAGACGGUAGAUGCGCAUGUCAGAUUAAAUGUCGGGAAGACGUACCUGUACGAAUUUGCCGCUCAAACAAGGCAACAUUAUCUACCUGUACCGUCAUGGAUGAAAGGAUCUAACCAUGCGGACGAAAUACAAUAUGUAUUUGGAUUUCCAUUGCGUGAACAUUUAUCGGUGCUGGGCAUCAGCAAUUUCAGUUAUAACUUGGAGGAAAAACAGAUCGCUUCUGCAACAAUGGCGAUGUGGUCUAACUUUGCUAAAUCAGGAAACCCGAACAUACCAAUGGAUAUCACAAAAUUCACGAACACUACAUGGCCGACAUAUGAUAUGACGUCACAACAUUAUUUUCGGAUAUCAAAUCAGAUGUCUUCUGCAUCAAUCAUGGAACGAUUCUACCCGAGAAGAAUGGCUUUUUGGUCUGACAUUAUUCCAGAAAUAAGAAGACAACAUUGUCCCGACAAACAGCAACCAGCCAUGUUCCAUUUUGAUCCUUCUACAGAUUUAGUUGGUUAAAUACAGAAAACGGCAAAUCAUUUGCUUUCUUAAAAAUUAAUCUUCAACGUUAUAUCAUUUUUCAAUCCAAUAUGUAAAAUCUAUUGCUGUAUAAAAAGAGACAAGUUUUGAAGAGAAAAAAAAAACACACACAAAUAAACUGUAUUCAGUAACCAAAUAAAUAACUUCGAAUGAAGAGAAAUAUUUA
Messenger RNA from Ruditapes philippinarum (Manila clam), 1521 nucleotides. Its product is annotated as bile salt-activated lipase-like. The record is from RefSeq and is a predicted model, not a curated record. The transcript is spliced from 3 exons. Bases 60 to 1334 code for a protein of 424 amino acids. NCBI's taxonomy places the organism in Eukaryota, Metazoa, Mollusca, Bivalvia, Venerida, Veneridae.